AUGACAGCUGCAGUCUUCAAUGGGGGCAGUGUAGCAUUAAGGGAAACAACACAAAAGAAAACAGACCAAAUUGAUGGCAACAGCAUCACCCUGGGCCGGAAAAAGGGAGUUCAGGUUAGUGGGAAGUACGCAGGUCCAAUGGACUGGGAGAGAGAACCAUCUGCGGCCGUGGGCCAGUCUUAUGUUAGCACCCGUCACCCUCCGGCCACCCUGAUAUCAAACAGCCCACCCCUACAGAGGGCCUCCAGCUCCUCCCAGGCCCACAUGCAGCAACAUCCCAGGGAGGACAACAACAAGGCAGUAGAAGAUUGGGACAGGGAGAGUGUCCAGGGUGCAGCAGAUGCCAGUAUUUCCAAGCAGACACUGGAGGAAUUAAAGAGCCUGCUGAGGGAGAGCUCCCUUCUGAGUGUGCAGGGAAAGGAGGGAGGCAACCCUGGGAGUACUUACUCUUACCUGAAAAUGACCAAGCCUGAGGGCAGGCAGGAGGAAGUUAACAACAUGUCCUUCACCACCUUCAAACCCCAGAAUCAAAGCUCUCAGAAGGCCCCCCGAUCCAGGAAGGACCUCUCGUCCUUUCCCAUCAGCAACCCAGACUCCCCUGGAUCAUACAGAUCUGAUGUGUCUGUGAAUAGGCCAUCCGGUUUAAGGCAGCCCAUUGCUGAGUGUGCCACCUGGAGAGAUGUGUUGAUGUCACAAGUUGACAACGAUAAAGACGUGAACAUACAGACCCAACGAUCUCAAAGCUUCUUUCACUAUGACUCAACCAUUGGGCACAUAAAACAGAAGAUUGCCCAGGAGGAAGUCAAUCUUGUUCGAUUUGAGGCAACAGAUCUGCAUGGGGUGUCCCGGUCUAAGACAGUCCCUGCCCGCUUCUUUCAGGAGAAGGCUUUAUAUGGUGUGCCAAUGCCAAGAAGUUACCUUGAGUUGACCCUGAGCCCUAAAAACAAUGAAGUGGAUCAUGCCAGUGCAGCAAAUUUCAACAGUGACGUGCUACUUAUUCCUGACCUGCCCACAUUCAGGAUCUUACCCUGGGCCAACCAGACAGCCCGAGUGAUCUGCGACUCCUGCUCUGUCACAGGUUACCCCUUACGCACAUCACCUCGGUUUAUUGCCAAACAACUGCUCGGGCAGCUGCAGAGCCUUGGAUUCUCCCUGCACUCCUCUUUCACCUAUGAGUGCUGUGUCUUCGGUGUCCCUGAGAAGAUCAACUCCAAGACUCUCUUUUUCCCUGCUGCCACUUUACUGAGCAACAACGACCUGCCCUUCUUCCAACAGCUGGUGAGCAGCAUGUACUACAUGGGGGCCGAUGUUGACAGCUUCUCCUCUGCCAGCGGGCCCGGGCAGAUGGAGAUCUCCUUUCAGCCCGAGUUUGGAAUCGCUGCUGCUGACAACGCCUUUACUUUCCGUACAGGCAUCAAAGAGAUGGCGCACAAGCAUGGCUAUAUUGCUAGCUUCUUCACAGAUGAUGGUUUCUACAAUUCCGGUGUGCUCUCCCACAGCCUGUGGGAUGCCAAUGGGAGGAAAAACCUCUUCUACUUGGGGGGAGGAGAGCUGUCAGAGAUUGGGAGGAAAUGGUUGGCGGGGUUACUCCACCAUUCGGCCGCCCUCAGCUGCGUGAUGGCUCCUGGGGUAAGCUGCCGCCGUCAGAUCGCCAAAGAUGUUAAAGACCCCAAGCACACAAUCUAUGCCACCUGUGGCUUCAAUGACAACAGCUGUGCUUUCAAUGUGAAGUUCCACGGUGGCAAGGGGAUGCACAUAGAUAACAAGCUGGGAUCAGCUAUGGCCAACCCGUACCUUGUGCUCGCUACCACUGUGGCGGCAGGCCUGGAUGGAAUCAAACGUAACCUCACCGUUGACCUAGAUCCCACUAAAACUCUGGCACAGCAGAAGCAAUUUCCCAUUCCUGUGAAACUGGAAGAUGCCCUUGUUGCACUGGAAGAAGACCAUAUAAUCAGAGCGGGCCUUGGAGAUUCGUUUGUGCAGUACUUCAUGGCUCUGAAGCGUUAUGAAAUUGAGACACAAGAAAUGGAUGCAGAGAGGAAUAAAUGCUUGGAAUACUUUAUUUAAUAGCUCCCUUUUCUGAAAAGCUUUUUUCAUCAAAAAUACAAUUAAAAUCAAAGCACGGAGGCUUGCAAUUAAGUGCAGAUUUGGUUUAUGGCAGUAGAAAGCACAGAAUGUCACAUAAGAACAUUUUUAGUGAUUUCAAGCUUUUAAGAUUUAUUUUGUAGUUACAGUUCAGACAGUACCACGUGGAUUGCUGUAGGUUUACAAUAAAUGCCCUUUCUAUUUCACAUGGGAUAUUUGUUUCGUACUUUGACCAUUUGUAGCCAAUUUUGCACAACUGAGAACCAAAUAUUCUUUGAAAAACUUGGAAAUGGACAUGUCAUUUAAAUUAACAGGUGGCCAUGGACAUUGAAAGCUAAUAUCUCAAUAUUUUAUUUUUAUAUUUUCAGGAAAAUGGUGAAAUAAUGGACAUAUUUUAAAUAAUAAAAUCCAGUAAAACAUUUUCUGUGAUUUUAUAAGUCUCUUUAGCUCAUCUAUAAGUGAGUGUUUGUUCAUCUCUCAUGAAGAUAUUUUACUGGACUUGUUUGAUAAUGAAAAAGGCAUAAAUGAUCUGAGAUGAGGAAAACAAUAUUUUAGAAUGAUCACAGUUUCUUAAAGAUGUAACUGAUUUUAUUUGCGUAUUCUGGUGUGAUAUUAAUAUAAUCAACUGCAGAAG
Molecule: messenger RNA, 2719 nt
Organism: Anguilla anguilla (European eel)
Lineage: Eukaryota; Metazoa; Chordata; Actinopteri; Anguilliformes; Anguillidae
Gene: lgsn
Product: lengsin, lens protein with glutamine synthetase domain
Exons: 4
Coding region: 1-2067 (688 amino acids)
Biological process (GO): lens morphogenesis in camera-type eye
Cellular component (GO): membrane; cytoplasm
Molecular function (GO): glutamine synthetase activity
Source: RefSeq, a predicted model, not a curated record